GGAGAUCUUAUUAUCUUAUCCUUGGUGAGUUCCUUACAGUCUCUCUCAUGGCGUCUGGUAUUGCAGUUAGCCUUUCAUCUUACUCACUUAUCCAAUACCAAUUGAAAACCUGCAAAUCCACAUCUAAACCCAGUUAUUUUCUUCAAAAUUUCCGGUGUGAGUGUCUUCGAGCUACCAAAUCCUCUUCUCAAACCUCCCUUUGUCAUCCUAACAACCUUUUUUCCACUGAAACCGCUCACCCAUGUAGAAAUUGCUUCAUUACUCACAAAGCAACUGUACUCUGUGCUAGUUUUUCCCAAGAGCAGAUUCCAGACCUCCAGGCUCUACCAACCUCGCAACUAAACCAGCUUCCCAUGAGGAAAGACAAUUUUUUUGGGGAAACCAUGAUUACCCAUUACCCAAAUUGUUCAAAGAACCAACUCCCAAUUUACAGAACUGUUUCUUUUGUCAAAAUUGCGUCUACCCAUUUCUCAGAUUCUCUUAGAAACCAUAUUUUGGUUCUCGAAAUGGCUUCUUUUCUUAAAAAUUCUCUUAAACUCUACCUUUCCCUUGUGCUACUGGGCGUCUCUGCUCCAUUCCCCAGCUUUGCCAUUGAAGAAACUAUACGAAAUGAGGAGCUCCCAGGUAAAGUCAACCUGGAGUCCAUUCUAAUUGCAAUUGAUGAUUUUUUCAACAGGAAUCCAUUUUUUGUCUCUGGAGUUACUUUCAUUUGGCUUGUUGUGAUUCCUCUAACUCAAAGAUACCUGAAGAAAUACAAGUUUAUCUCUGCGAUCGAUGCUUUUAGGAAGCUCCGGGACAGCCCAAAUGCCCAACUUUUGGAUAUUAGGGACAAAAGGAGUUUGCUAUAUCUCGGUUCUCCCAAUUUGAAGAUUUUAAAGAAGAGGGCAGUCAAGGUUCAGUUCUCUAAAGGAAAAGAAGAGGAUUUUGUGGAGGAGGUGUUGAAGAAUUUUAAGGAUCCACAGAAUACAACUCUCUGCAUACUUGACAACUUUGAUGGUAAUUCGAUGGAAGUAGCUGAGUUAUUGUUUAAGAAUGGUUUCAAGGAGGCUUAUGCCAUCAAAGGUGGGCUUCGAGGAAAGGACGGGUGGCAGGAAAUACAGGAAACCCUUUUGCCACCAGCUGUUCAUGUUUUCCCGAAGAAGAAGGGUGACUCAUCACAGCAACUUGAGGUAAAUGGGGGUCUCAAAAGACAGACUGUUGAGAAUGGCCAAGAACCCUCUUCUCCAACUGUUCAUACAAGAGGAAUCAAAAUGGAAGCAACUGGACAAAUAAAGACGACGGGAUCUUAUCCACAGACAAAUCUUGACUCUGGACGACCGUUAUCUCCAUAUCCAAAUUACCCAGAUAUGAAACCACCUUCUUCCCCAACUCCAUCGAAGCCUUCAAGUUGAAGCUAUUGGACCAUUGCAUGACAUUGGCAUAUCUGGAAGAACUUCUCCGGACCAUGUUUCAUUCUCUUCAUUGGUUUAUUAUUUCUAAGUUAUAGUUUAUUUAUUUAAACUUUUAUAUUUGCAUUUUCUCCUUUUAGAAUUACAAAGGGGAUUGUACCGAAGAUGUGAGGAGGGAUGUGAGAUUAUUUUACUUAUUGCGGGAAUGUUAAACGUACCCUCCAUUGCUCAGUGAUCAUGAACACCCCCGGGGCAUUUUCAUUCAUAUAUGACAUCUGCUGGAGUAUUGGCCUUAAAAUUUUAACAUGGGAGCCCUGUAUUACUAUGAUCAACCAUGGGGGAAUGGUAGGGUUUUUAUUUUGCUGUAGGCAUGUUGCUGGAAUCAUGUCGUCAUUAUCAAUUAUUUUGAAUCUUUAACAUGAAACCUGUUA
Molecule: messenger RNA, 1819 nt
Organism: Telopea speciosissima
Lineage: Eukaryota; Viridiplantae; Streptophyta; Magnoliopsida; Proteales; Proteaceae
Exons: 4
Coding region: 48-1391 (447 amino acids)
Source: RefSeq, a predicted model, not a curated record